AUGAUCAACGACUGCGAGCAAAUUAAUACUAAAAAUGAAGAAAAUAUAAUUUUGGAAGCUUUAAGACUUUCUCAGUAUUUCUUUGUAUGCACUUCAUUUCUUUACUUGAGCACUGCAGCCUUUUUUAUAAUUACUCCAGCUUUGACUUAUAAUUCUGAAAAAAGAGAAUUAAUUCUACAGUCUGCAUUUCCUUUUGAAGCAGAAAAAUCACCAGCAUUUGAAAUAAUUUUUUUAAUUCACUCCUUCACAACUUUUGUGGGAAGCUUCGGAAAUGCUUUUAUAGAUGGUCUUUUUAUUAUGAUGAUAUCACACGGGUGUGCAAAAAUUGAAAUGGUAAAAGAGGAAAUCGUGCGCUUUUCAAAAAUUGUUAGCCUAAGUGACGAAAGAAAUGUUCGAAAGUCUGCCACGACCAAUUUAGUUGAGAUGUAUCAAAAGACAAUAGAAUUUACGCAGAAAAUCGAAUAUAUUUAUUCCUAUCAAUUGCUAGUCCAGGUUAUAUUGAGUAUUUUAGAAAUCUGUGCGACAGGAUUUACAUUCAUUACAGUAACACAAGACAAUGAUUUGGGGCGUGUGGAUGUUACCAAAUUAAUGAAAUUUAUGGUAAUAUUCAUGGCUGGUUUGUGGGUUACGGGAGUAUAUUGUUCCGGUGGGGAUUAUUUACGUAAUAAGAAUGAAUCAGUUCAGCGUGAAAUAUAUUCUUGUAAGUGGUACGAAAUGCGAGCAGCCGAUUGCAAAUCGAUUUGGAUCAUCAUGAUUCGAUCUCAAAGGCCGAUAACAAUUACAGCUGGAAAAUUUAUUAAUAUGACCCUUGACAGCUACACCAAAAUUUUGAAGUCUUCUAUCUCCUGUCUCUCGCUGUUACGGGCAAUUAAUUGA
Messenger RNA from Belonocnema kinseyi, 876 nucleotides. RefSeq names its product odorant receptor 82a-like. Gene Ontology annotation, biological process: sensory perception of smell; detection of chemical stimulus involved in sensory perception of smell. The record is from RefSeq and is a predicted model, not a curated record. Gene Ontology annotation, cellular component: plasma membrane. The transcript is spliced from 5 exons. Gene Ontology annotation, molecular function: olfactory receptor activity; odorant binding. The coding region runs from base 1 to 876 and encodes 291 amino acids. NCBI's taxonomy places the organism in Eukaryota, Metazoa, Arthropoda, Insecta, Hymenoptera, Cynipidae.